UCCUGAAACCAGCACCAGUGAGCUCAGUAUAAUCCUCCACCAACAUCAUUCCUGUUGCUAUACAACUGAUUUAUUCUUGAUGCCACGGUCAACGGGUCUAAUCCACAGCAGACUGCGCCUUUUCCCUCCGCUGUCCACAGCUGAAUCCAUCCAACUUGUCGGCUUUGGACCACAGUUUGGGGGUUUUUUUCCUCUCAAAUUUCUGGACUUGGUCGGUUUUCCUGCGUCUUUUCUGCCACUUAACCCAGAUUGAACAACUGUCGACUCGGUGUUUAAGAUGUAUUUUAUAGCCUCCCAAAGACGCGCUCUGCUCAGUGUCAUCCUCCCGCAGCUACAGGCUUGAGCGCGUCCAUUCAAGGGCUUUGUAAGGUGGGAUAGAAAUAUGCAUUAUCAGGCUGAUGUUGUGCGGUAACAGAGGCAGAGAGAGGUUGGUGCACACCUUCUGGAGCUACUCAAAUCUCCGACAGGUGUGCGGCCGUGCGCAAAGCGGGUCUGACUGCGGCGCAAAGUGCGUAUAUUCUCCGUGAAGACGGGCGUCCUGGGUGCGUGUCCAACUAUUUGGACCAAACGCCGAGUGCGUCUAACAUGUGGACCUGCAACAGAGAGCCCUAAAACAUGAGGAGAAGCCGACACCGCGCAAAUAUGGGACUUCUCGUGCUUUUCAGAUGGCUUGUGUUCACAGUGGUGGUGCCCGUCUGGCUGCUUGCUGCUCCGAGUGGCAUCCGUGAGCGUCCCUGCCCCCAGAGCUGUAGAUGUGAUGGGAAAAUAAUAUACUGCGAAUCCAAUGCCUUCCGCGACGUGCCAAGCAAUGUGUCUGUAGGCACGCAGGGCCUCUCCCUGCGUUACAACAGCCUGGCCAACCUCAGAGCCCACCAGUUCGCAGGCCUGAGUCAACUCGUGUGGCUCUACCUCGACCACAAUUACAUCAACGCCGUGGACGGUCAGGCUUUCCAUGGUAUACGGAGGCUCAAAGAACUGAUCCUCAGCUCCAAUAAGAUCACACAGCUGAAAAACAACACUUUCCACGAUGUUCCCAAUCUGCGUAAUCUCGACCUUUCCUACAAUAAGCUGCAGUUUCUCCAGCCAAAUCAGUUCCUGGGUCUACGGAAACUCCUCAGUUUACACUUGAGGUCAAACUCCUUGAAAACAGUCCCGAUGCGAGUUUUCCUCGACUGUCGCAACCUGGAGUUUCUCGAUAUUGGCUACAACAGGCUACGGAGCCUCACACGUAACGCCUUUGCGGGACUCCUUAAGCUAAUCGAGCUUCACCUGGAGCACAACCAGUUCUCAAAGAUUAACUUUGCUCAUUUCCCCCGUCUGACCAACCUGAGGGCGCUCUAUCUGCAGUGGAACCGUAUCAAACUGCUGACCCAGGGCCUGCCGUGGAUGUGGACUUCCUUGCAAAAGCUGGACCUCUCAGGAAAUGAGCUCCAGGUGCUGGACCCGAGUACCUUUCAAUGCCUCCCCAACCUGCAGACUCUUAACCUGGACUCCAACAAGCUCAGCAAUGUGUCCCAGCAGGCGGUGGAGGCUUGGAUCUCCCUCACCAGCAUCAGUCUGGCGGGUAAUCUGUGGUUCUGUAACCCCAACAUAUGUCCCCUGGUGGCCUGGCUGCAGGCCUUUAAGGGCAACAAGGAGUCCACUAUGAUUUGUGCCGGCCCGAAGGAGGCACAAGGAGAGAAGGUGACAGAUGUGGUGGAGACUUAUAACAUCUGUAGAGCAACACCCACCCCCAUCCCCUCAACGACAUCGCCCCUCACUCCCGUGUUUCAUCCCGAGCUGCAGCCUCUUCCCACACAGCCCGUGGUGGAUAAGAAGCUAAUCUGGAACAGGACAGCCUCCCCUACUCCUUCCGAGGCCUCCCCCACCAUCCCCCUGCCCGACACUGAGUAUGUGUCCUUCCACAAGAUCAUAGCCGGUAGCGUGGCCCUCCUCUUAUCUGUGGCUAUAAUUCUACUGGUUAUCUACGUCUCAUGGAAGCGCUAUCCCAGCAGCAUCAAGCAGCUUCAGCAGCGCUCGGCGGUUAAAAAGCGUCAGAAAAAGGCACGGGAGACUGAGCGCUCCCUUAAUUCACCACUGCAAGAGUACUAUGUGGACUACAAGCCUUCACACUCAGAGACUAUGGAUGUGCUGGUUAAUGGGACAGGACCUUACACAUACACCAUCUCAGGCUCCAGGGAAUGCGAGAUACCGCGGCAGCUGAGUGCUCUGACGUUGUACCGGUGUGAGCAGUCGGUUCUGGAUUACUGCCACGCCCACCUGUCACUGCACCUCAACAUGGGCAUGGAGCCCCCAACUCAGGCGCUGGGAGGUCCGAGGCCAGCCAAGUACCACCCGGGCCUAACGGCUGCCCUCCCCUCCGAGCCUGCGCCGCCUUGCCCCCAGACCCACUCCCUCCACCAGUGAGCUGGGGACACCGUGAGGCUCUGUGUCCAAAUUACUAAACGUGGACCACUCAGAUGAAAAGGAAGGCUUGUGUGUGUGUGUGUGUGUGUGGGAGGGGAACUGAGGACUGGUUAAGAAGCAAAAGGAGACAAUUAAUCUACUGCAGAGCAUCCCGGACCCCGGGUAAUGAAAAUGGAAAAUAUUUCUCAGUGGAAAUAGAGGGGUGCAGCGGUAUUGAUUAGUGAGCUUCUGACCUGCCUGACCCUCAGUGUCCUCAAUUAGCAAAGGAGGCUGAACAGCAGCAUGACUUUCCACGUUCUCUGCCUCUCGAGGGGGUAUUAAGGCUAAUAAUUUAAUGAUUUGUUAAUCUUAUUAAAACAUAUUUCCUCGACUUCUCCUCAUCCGGGCACCUCUCUGCUGCGUCGGGUAAUCAGACGCCGUAAACAGGGCGGAGGGAAGAAGCAGCACGAUAAGCAACUGAGUAGCAGAACAAAUGAAAGAUCAGCCAAGCUCAAAGGUUUUCUGCUGCUUUUUUUUUUGAUCACGCUGUCAGUCAGAGUUCAUCGGUCUAUGGAAGCUCAUUUCCACCAGUGUGACGGGGAAAAGGGAUCCUGUAAGUCAUUAUAAUGAGAAACUGUCUCAAAAUAAUGACUUAACAUCUCACAAUAGUCACUAUUUUGAAAUAUUAAGUCAAAAUAUUGAGAAACAUUCUCAUUAUUUUUACAUAAUAAGUCAUUAUGAGAAACUGUCUAAAAAAAUGACUCAGAAUAAUUAUUAUUUUGAGAUACUAAGUCAUUUUAAUGAGAAACUAUCUCAAAAUUGUCAAUAUUUUACUAAUUCAAAAACUUUCAAAAAAUUGUUAUUAAAACAUUAUUUUUCAGAUAUAAAGUCAAAAUAUUGAGAACGUCCUAAUUAUUCUGAGAUAUUAACUAAAAAUAAUGAGAAAGUUUCUAAUUAUUCUGAGAUAUUAAGUCAUUAUUUUUGAGAUAUUAACUAAAAAUAUUGAGAAACUCAAUAUUCUGAGAUAUUAAGUCAUUCUUUUGAGAUAUUAAGUCAAUAUUUGGAGAAACUUUCUCACUAUAAUGACUUACAGAACCCCCCCCCCCCCACACACACACACAUUGGCGGGAAUGGGCUUCCACAGCGGUCUCUCUCUCUAACCGAGGUCCCCGUAGCGUUUUUCAUCUGAAGAAAUGAGCCCCAACAAAUGAGAUCACCCAACACGAGACACCGAAAAUAACGGACAAUAAUUGUCACAUAAAAUGUACAGCCUACACAUCUCGCCGGCAGUAAGUAUAAUUUACAUGGUGACUUUUGAUUUCCUGAAUGAUUUGUGAUGUUUAUCACGUUAUAAUUAAUUUAAUCCAUCAGAGAGAUAAACAGAUGAAAAAUAAACAGCACAGAUCUUUUGGUGCACCGGGAGUUAGAGAAUAUUUGCUUUUCGUCAUCCAUUUAAAUCACUCUUGUAGUUAAUGGGUUUCUUUUUUUGUUUUUAAAAAUGUGUUCUUCGACCAGUUAUCUGAUUGUGCACUCAUAUAUCUACAUGUGUGUGUGCUUUUUACAAGAUGUUACAUUAUAAUAUAUGGUAAAUAAACUGUGGUAAAUGACCGGUAACGGUGUCGUUCAUCGAGAUCAGUGAGAUCAACACAAACAACCGUCUGCUGUAUCGAGGCGGGCUGCGUAGGUGGUUGAAACAGAAGAGCGCCGAAGGCAACACUGACUGAUAUGUGUCUGGGUUUUUGCCUUAGUGAUUAAAACCCUGAUGGUAACUUCUUUUCA
Dicentrarchus labrax (European seabass) is the source of this 4164-nucleotide messenger RNA. Its product is annotated as leucine-rich repeat transmembrane neuronal protein 4. Lineage: Eukaryota; Metazoa; Chordata; Actinopteri; Moronidae. The record is from RefSeq and is a predicted model, not a curated record. The coding region runs from base 616 to 2406 and encodes 596 amino acids. Gene Ontology annotation, cellular component: plasma membrane. The transcript has 3 exons. Gene Ontology annotation, molecular function: protein binding.